Messenger RNA from Ictalurus punctatus (channel catfish), 7046 nucleotides. RefSeq names its product Sin3A-associated protein b (gene sap130b). The record is from RefSeq and is a predicted model, not a curated record. The coding region runs from base 129 to 3116 and encodes 995 amino acids. The transcript is spliced from 21 exons. Gene Ontology annotation, cellular component: Sin3-type complex. Gene Ontology annotation, biological process: negative regulation of transcription by RNA polymerase II. Lineage: Eukaryota; Metazoa; Chordata; Actinopteri; Siluriformes; Ictaluridae.
GGAAGUAGGUGCCGGUUAUUGCUGCAGCGUUCAAGCGCUCUGUCACUGGUCAGCUUUACCGGCAGUUCGGGGACAGAAACGGAUGGAGAAAAUUCAUAUCUGCUUUAAGGACGUGAGAGCGGUAGAAGAUGAGUUCACAGCAGUAUCAGCGAGCAGGACUGAACCCUGCACACACACCGGGGCUCCAAACCAAGCAGACCACUACAGGUCAUGAGGAUGGUGGACGUGACUCGGGUAUCGUGUCUUCCUCCAGCGCAGCAGGACCCAUCAGAGACGAUAAGCAGGAACCGGUGGUGGUGCGACCGUACGGAGCGAUGCCCUCUGCCCUUUCGUCGCUGCCUCAGCACCUCCCUGUCACCUUCACCGAAGGACCUGGCAAGUCUGUCCUGAAGACUCCUAUUCCUAGCCGUGUAAUCGCCCCAGCCCCGACUCAAGGGCAUCUCGCCCUGCCACACAAAGUACCUGGGCACAUCACGGUCACCGUAGAGAGCGCCGUGCCGCCGGUGUCCGCGAUCCCAGUCGCCACCAUCAGCGGGCAGCAGGGUCACACUGGAAACCUGCACCGCAUCAUGGCCACCAAUCUGCAGAUUAUCCGUAGCGGGGCUCCGGCGCUGCAGAUCGGAUCCCCGGCAACGCCGCAGCAUCAGUUUCCCUCGCAUUUACCCAGAGGAGCUGCGGCCGCUGCGGUCAUGUCCAGUUCAAAAGGAGCGACGGUGUUGAGGCCGGCGUCAGGACCGAAUCCCGCAGCAGGACAGCCGACGGUGCAGCACAUCAUCCAUCAGCCCAUUCAGUCACGUCCGAUAGUCACCACGUCCACGGCGGUCUUGCCCACAGUGGUGGCUCCGGUCUCGGCCACCAGGCCCCAGUCUCCUGUUAUCAGCACGGUGACGGCUCACUCAGGAGAGCUAGUUCACGGACGCUCAGCUAUUACCAUACACCCUCCUCCUGCUGCCCUGAGUAUCCAGCGGGCUCCUCACGCUCGGGACACACCCACACGCAUCACACUUCCAUCCCACCCAGCUAUCGGUGCUCAGAAGCCCCUCCCACACUCCAUGGCACAGAAACCAAUCUUCAGCACCAUGACGCCUGUCGCUGCGGCAACCGUGGCCCCCAUACUGGCCACCAACACAGUUCCAUCGACCGCAACUACAGGCUCCGUGACCCAGUCCCAGGUGUCCAGCAGUAACAUAGUUACAGUGACCAUGGCCUCUCAUUCCACUCACGCCACUACAGUGACCACCUCCACCAUCCCCGUGGCGAAGGUGGUGCCCCAGCCCAUCACACAUACCUCUUCUCGAAUCCAGUCUGAGUUCAGUGGAGAAAGAGGGAACCUCAUCCCCAUCUCUGCCCACCGCGCUUCCCCUAAUCCUGCUGCUGCAAUGGAGAACCGCAGUGACACCAGACAGUCUGUUCCUAUGCAGUUUCAGUACUUCCUGCCAACCUACCAAUCAGCUCCUUACCCUCUGCCACACACCUACACACCCAUCACCAGCUCGGUGUCCACCAUACGCCCCUAUCCAGUGAAUGCUCAGUCUCCCUCUGCCGCUCAGCCCAGCAUGGGCGUUGCCUCCGCCGUCCAUCUGAACUCCAUGCAGCUGAUGACGGUGGACCGCAUCGCUCAGAUCAACACGCAGAACAUGCAGCCUGCGGCUGUGGCAGCACAAGGAGGUCAAAACGCUGCCAUCUCUGCUCAAGGACUUCACACCAACGCCCCGAUCGCACCGCAGAGCAUCCAGGCCGCUCCCAUCAACCCCCAACAAAACCCAAGUGAGGCCAAGACUUCAGUGGUGCUGGCCGACGCCUCGGCUCUGGUCGCCAACUCCAUCAACGGCACCUUUAAUGCCAAUCAGCCCGUCACCACAGUAACUCAGGCACACUCGCAGGGAGGCGGAUCGGGGACGCCGACGCUAGUCUCGUCGCCUCGACCCAGCAUUCUCCGCAAAAAACCUGCCAUUGAUGGCACUGCUGUGAGGAAAAAUCUGAUGGCAGCUCAGCUCGGAGACUCUGCCAGGAUGGACGGAGGUCUGAGGAACGCUGCAGGAUCACCACGACCCGCUGGAGUAAAACCCAAACCAGACAUCCUCAUGGGUUUGGCUCCUCCUGUCAGCGCUGCAGUGGACGCCGUCUCCGGACAAAGCGGUGAGCAGAAUGUAGCUCCGCCUCCUUCUCAAAUCCCAGCCCAGCCCGUCUCCGCCCUCCUGGCUUCAGUCACGCCUCCUUCUCAGCCUGUCCCUGCUGCCAUGGCGGUGACUCCGCCCAUCCCAUCGAUGGCCAACGUGGUGGCGCCGCCUUCUCACCCGGCAGCCAGUAGUACCGCGGCCUGUGCCAUUAGCUCCGCCCUUCCAGAAAUUAAGCAGGAGGUGUCACCCAUAGACACCUCAAAACCAGUGGCUCCACCGCCACCUAGUGGCACUCCUGCCCUUUCAGCGCCUCCUGCGGAUCUCACGCCCGGAGCUUCGCCCAGGAAAAAGCCCCGCAAGCAGCAGCACGUCAUCUCCACUGAGGAGAGCGAGAUGAUGGAGACCAACAGCACAGACGAGGAGAAACCUCCUGCUAAACCGGUCAGCCACCGACCCGAGAAACGCAAAUCGCCUCCUAAAGAGUACAUCGACGAGGAGGGUGUGCGAUAUGUUCCCGUCCGAAUCCGUCCUCCGGUCACUCUUCUGCGUCAUUACCGUAACCCCUGGAAAGCUGCUUAUCAUCACUUCCAGAGAUACAGCGAUGUCCGGGUCAAAGAGGAGAAGAAAGGCAGCCUGCAGGAUGUGGCCAAUCAGAAGGGGGUUGUGUGUCGAGCUCAAGGCUGGAAGAUCCAUCUGUGUGCCGCUCAGCUGGUGCAGCUGACGAACCUGGAGCACGACGUCUACAGCCGUUUAACGACUCUGCAGGAGGGCCUCGUCCCCAAGAAAAAAGGCGCAGCAGACGACGAUCUGCACCGCAUCAGUGAGCUUGUGCAGGGUAACAUGCAGCGCUGUAAGCUAGUGAUGGAUCAGAUCACGGAGGCUCGCGAGGCCAUGAUGAAGGUGCUGGACCACAGAGAACGAGUCCUCAAACUCCUCAACAAGAACAGCAGCACCAAGAAGCUCCACAAGCUCCACAAACGCAAAGACCGAGCAUGACGCGGCAUCCGGCAACCGUCACAAGGUCACGUCCGGCCCAGAUUCGCAGAAAAAAAAAAACCCAAACACAAAUCACACGGGAAUGCAUUAAAACUGGGAGAAGCUUCUCUCUCGAUGUCUGUCCUGGAGCUGGAUGGAGUUAGCAUUAAUGUUUGUCAUAUAAAAGCCUUACCUCCACUACAGAACGCACACACGAGGGACAAUCACAGUCACGCUGCAGUAUGCUGUACAUACACUAGGGGCGGAGUCACUAAAGGACGACGGAGAUGGUUAAAAAAAUUUAAUACACAAUACUUUCACUAAUGAUUAUUUUGUGUCUCGUUAAACGUUUAUUCAGUAACGAAAAAAAAAAGAUUAUAGGACAAUACUUGAAGACAUUUUCGCAAUAUACAAUAUGUGUCAUAAUGUUAUUAUAUUACCAAUAGUUCCGUAUUAAAAAAGAAAAAUUAUUAACAUCUAAUUAAAAAAUGAAUUAUUCAUGAGCUAUAUCAUAUAUCAUUCAGCCAGAGACAAACACAAUGUUCCCUUUAUCCCAAAUGUGGUCCAAACCGCAUGUGUGAAAUAGUUUACGCGAAGGCCACGCCUCCUUCCUGAGUCCGCAGUUCGCGACCCGGGUGAGAAAGAAAGUUGUUCGGCUUUGAUCUUUUUUGCGCCGCGAUGUUUUCUUGGUUUGAUUGAGACACUGAAAGCCUCAUCAAAGCCGACCGAUGAGAUGCGAUGUCACGCUGUGAUUGACAUGUUGUCGUGUAGGUUGUAAGCUUCUGAUAUUUGUUAGUAAGUUUAACAAACUGAUCCAGGGGUGGGCAAAUCGUUAUUAAAUUCUUUAGUAAGCCUGCCAGGAAAGCAGGCGUGCCAUUGUGAUGAUGCCCAGGCUCGUGGUUUAGUUGACGAGGCUAAAAAGUGGUAGUUAAUUUAAUCUGAUAAAGUAUGGUGGGGGUAGUUAGGUAGUUAAUCGCAUUAAUAUACGAAAACGCGGGGACAGACAAAUGUAUACGAUCGAGUCGUGUUUGUUGGCCAAUGUUUCGGGUAUGAGCUGGGGUGUCGUGGCUAGUUCUGCUCAAUAUUUGUCCGCAUCUCUACAAACAUCCAUGUUCCUGAUUCUGAUGAUAAUCUUUUGAUGAUCAUAUUUCAGAAAUUGUUGUAUUGAAGCAGGUGGUGGGUUUCAGAACGAGUGGCGCUAGCUGUAAUUACAGCAUCGAUGUUCAUCACACCACUUCGAAGAACAUCAAGUUUAAAUAUACACUUCCAUACGUGCUUGUUUGAACAUCUCAUUCCAGAUUUAUUCCUCCUUUAGUCUUCUCCAAAGGUUUUCCACUAGAUUUUGGGGCGUAGCUGUGGGGAUUUGUGUUCAUUCAGCUACGAGAGCGUUCGUGAGGUUGAGGUCAUGUGCAGAUAUUGGGAUGGUGAGAAGGCUCCAGUUCCAGUUCAUCCCAAUGGUGUUCAGUGGGGUUGAGGUCAGGGCUCUGUGCCCUCUGUGACACUCCAGUUCUUCUACCUUCUUCCAACCUUCAUGCACCACGUCUUCAUGGAGGUGUGGGCCUCUUGUAAUGCUACAGCAUACAAAAGCAUUCUAUACAGUUAAGUGCUUCCAACUUUUGAGAAGAACAACAUAUGGGUGUAGGUAUCUGCAAAAAUUUGGCCGUAGAGUGUACAUACCAAAACAAAAUGUUUGUUUUGUGAAAAUCAGUCAGAAAGUAGGGUUUUUCUUCUUCUUUUUCUUUUCUUCAAAUAUAUUUGUCUGCAUCUACAGAUAAAAUAGGAAUGCAUUGAUACUGAUACAGGUAUCAAGUCUGAGUCAGAUACUAUGUUGUUGGGUUUUUUUUUUCUUUUUUUUUUUUUUAAACUACUACUCAUCAUAAAUGCUCCAAUGCCAACAGCGGAAAAAAUAAAUGUGUGUACACUGCAAAAAAAAAAAAAAAAAAGAGCGUAGGUAUCGCUGUAUCCCUGGAAUAAAAACACUAACCUCCUGGACAGUAUCUCCUAAGCUGCUGAUUUGUCCACCCUUGCAAUCGAUUACAUUUGGAUGAAGUGGGACAUUGUGUAUAUUUUUAAUGUUUCUUUAAUAAAGAAAUGAAUAUACUUGGUACAGAAAUAGCUUUACACAUCCGAACAGCUGCUCGUUUGUGCAAGUAACAAUAGAGUCGCUCAGUGUUUGUAAAAGUAUUAACGAUAAUCAGAUCUAUCACUAUAUCGAUAUUAUACCUGUUGUAUUGUCCUACUUUGAUGAAUUUCAGAGGCUUAAAGUCAGCAAGGCCGUGUCUCAAAUCACACGCUUACUGUAUUAGCAUUACUGUUCUACAUGGAUACUUUUAGCUCUGUCCCUUCUCCCAUCAUGCACCACAUAGUGUAAGGGGCGGAGCUCGGUUAAUGAGGCACCAGUUUCAACUAAUUGACUCUGUUCAUUGUUGUCAUGUAUUCCACGGUAACAUCGUGCAUUUUUUUUUUUUUUUUUUUUUUUUUUUUUUAUUUUAAAAGUGUGAAGUCAUCACAGAUUUGAGACACAGCCUUGGGCAUGGUGAAUGGAAAACUAAACCAAACCAAAAGAAGUCCACAGCGCACUGUCUGUACGUUCCUGUCACUUCCUUGCGCAAUACCAAACAGUAUAUCCGACUCUCUGUUCUUUAUGUAAAGUUCUUCUAUUGGACGGACACUGUGAGAAUCGAAGCACAAUGUGCUGCAUUUAUCUGUGAGAACUAACAACCAAUAAUAGAUUUUAAUCCCUGUAUGGGUGCCUUGCGUUGCUCGUGACCUGCUAUAGCCAGUGGAGCAUGCUGUACGAAUAACUCCUGUGUGUUUGAUGCAGCAUGAAGGUGUGUGCCGUGUUACGUGUAAGAUGAUUCUGUCCACCAUGGUUUAUAAAAAAAAAAAACAGAAUAAUUCAUAGAACAGCUUUUUAGUUUCCUUUAAAGUAAAAUCGUGGAAUUUCAGAUCACUUUAACACUCAUCAGGAGUUUGGGAGCCUACAUAGGUAGCUGGUGAUGAAAUAUUAAAGCGUCGAUGAUAAUAGUAUGUAUUGCGAUGAUUGAGCCAAGCAUUCAUCGGCACAUGCCUUACAGAGUGCGAUAAAGAAUAAGCUCCAAACCUCCAGCUUUAAACCUCCUGCUUUGUGAUCUUACAGGGAUUCUCCAGCGCUUUUUCAGCCUAAUCUCUAUUUACAAAAUCUGUGUAAUGAGAUUUAAAACAUAAUCCGACUAUCAAAACUGACGGGAGAAAAAGUUAAUGUUGAGGUUCAAGAAAGUAUAAAGUAACAAGGGUGACUUUUCAUUGUUCACUCAGACCGUGUUUUAAUAUUUGGGUAAUAUAGUCGUGUAUCUGUGAUAUUUAAUGACGUCACGACACCUGCCCUGAGACUUCCAUAAUAUAUAAAACAAGGCUGGUGGUUCUUUUCGGUAAUCACACAAACACACACACAGGUUGUAGAUGGAGAUCAGGUUUAAAAAAAAAAAAAAAAAAAACAGUGUAAUGGAGUACUAUUCGAAUCUGAGCCUGUGCUGUAUUUUUCCCACAGUGCAUUGCAUGGAAAGGCAGAGUCGUCUUCCCUUGUGCCUCCUCACUGUCGUUACAUUUUCUGUGAGCGCUCGCGGAUGGAAACCUUCUUCCGAAAGGAUGAGAAAUCGCUAACGUCGACGAAAUGAUGCGCGAACGUCUCGUUUUUUGUAUUUGUUCGUAUUUUUUUCCCCCCUUUCGGUGUGUUUGUACGUGUUGCGGUCUAUCAGACGGUUCUCAGAGCACGUCAUCGCCAUCGUCUUUCUGCCUUAGCUAAUCUUUAUUCUAAUCAUGGUCGAAAUCUAUGAGUUUUAAGAUAAGGUAAUAAGGAUUGUGCGCGUGGGUAGAACUGUGCAUGUGAGUGUGUUCAUGUAUGUAUGCAAAUCUUUGGUUUAAAAAUAUGAUGUUUUUUUUUUGCAUUAUAUAUUAAACUGACAAGCUUGU